Molecule: messenger RNA, 2100 nt
Organism: Aedes aegypti (yellow fever mosquito)
Lineage: Eukaryota; Metazoa; Arthropoda; Insecta; Diptera; Culicidae
Product: transmembrane protein 205
Exons: 2
Coding region: 335-1345 (336 amino acids)
Source: RefSeq, a predicted model, not a curated record
GCGUGGAGAGUACGAAAAUAGGCAGCAAAGCACAGCAGGUGAAGAGCGCGAAUGGAAGCGCGUGUUCACGCGCCUUAUCUUCGCGGGCCCGUCCAUUUGGGUGUAGUGGUGAAAGGUGAGAGUUAUAUAUACGAUCGGUGGCGCGAGUUGACCGUCAUUCAGUUCCCCCGACGCGCUCGAUAGAGAUCGAGAACCAAAAAGCGAGAACGCUUCGCAAAGCAAACCCGAUAGCGGAAUAGACGAACGAGUAGAACCUCUUUUUUGGCAGAACUCUGCCAAACGGUAAUUAAUUGCUAGAGAGUGGGGAGCAAGUGCAACUGCAUUAAAAGUGAAAAUGUGCCUGCAUAAAAUGGAACAGCGAUUGGGAAGCGGUCAGCUGUUCGACGGUGCAGUGAUAAGUGAAUUCUGCGUGAUGCAGAAAGAGCAGGAAGUGGCCAAGGCCAGCCUGCUGGAGAAAGUGCAUCCGGAAGUGAAGGACGUGGCCGAGGAAGAAGUGCUCUAUCGAGAUGUUCUGGUUGGUGCUACGCAAGCCACGCGGCAGCUGUUCGACGUCUGCAUGGAGUUGCGAGAGAAAUUUCGAAGGAGUACCACCUACAAAAUCCUUACCCGUACCACGCAGCCAUCGCAUGCAAUCUCGAUGCUGUUCGUCUCCUUCAUCCUGCUUGUGCUGUGGCCCAAUCUCGUAGGGCAAUCACCAGUCACUAGCGGCACGAGUGGUGCUGGAGUGGAGGCUGUGGCUGACCUCUCGGCCUGUCCCGUAACUCAAUCCCGCGCCAAUGUUCUUGUAGCGUUGGCUUACUUUGGAUCCUUUGCCACGCACUUCGGUGCCCAGAUGUGGAUGACUUUCGUGUCCGGCUUGGCCCUCUACUUCAACCUGCCUCGGCACACUUUCGGUCGCGUUCAGGAGAUCCUGUUCCCCAAGUACUUCUCCAUGGGUACCGGAUUGAGCGUUGUGACCCUGCUGACGUUCAUCAAGCUGCAGCAGACGGCUCAUCCUGAACUCCAGGCUGCCAACCUCAGUAGCUGGGACCCUUUGGUCGUGCUCCAGCUCGUCAGUUUGGCCCUCUGUGCUGCCCUGGAGCUGAUCGUAUGGCUCUACCUGGCCCCUCCCAUGCUUCGCCUGAUGCACCAAAAGUACCACUUUGAGGCUAGUGAAACCGUUGGACAGGAGGUUGGCCACUUCAGUGGAGCCGAGAAUGCCCAACUGAGGCGCUCCAACCACUACCAGAAUGUGCACAAGCGCUUCCGGAAGAUCCACAUGGCGACGGCCAUGGUCAAUAUGGUGUCCCUGCUGUGCACCUUUGUUCACCUACACUACCUUGCAUCGCGAGUUCAACUGCUGUAGAAGACGGCCGCCAUUUUGAAAAUUUGGCGACGACUGUCGAGUGUACUGUGAUAUUAGAAAGAGACGGGACGAGUGCGUUGUGCCAAGCCAAAGUAUUAUUGCGGAAGAUUCCUACUCCUGGAACUAUAUGAUAGCAGUAUUAUGGUGUUCUUUUGUGUUUUAGAACCUAGCGAUCAAAAUCAGAAUCAGAGAGAAUCUAGUCGUUUUCAUCCCCACAGCUGUGGGGGUAGAGAGAGAAAAAAGAACCAAUCAGAGACUGAAGUCGAUUUCGAUUCGAACAGCCAAUAGCAGACUACUUCAGAUCCCAUGCGGUCUCGGCAAGAGUCCGCGCAAAAGCACUGAAUUUUUGGAGAUUAUUGCAGCAAAAAAGCUUAUAGUUCCCUUCGUAGCAUAGAUAGCCUAGUUGUUAAGACCUCUUUAGUUCGGUGAUAUUUAUUAGCAAUGGUCGAAAAUUUUUCCGUGUAGGACCCAGAAACAGGGAGAUCUACGGCCACCGCCGUAGAUCAACUAGAGAAACCAGAUCUGAAGUAGUAUUCGUUAGGAGAUAUACGUAGAUAGCCUUUAAUCAGAUCACACAAAUUGCCAUAAGACAGCAAAUAUUUAUUAUAAUCAACGACAAACGCCUAGUUCGUAAGUAGUUCAAAAAGCAACGCAAACGUCAGCGAAGGAAAAGCACGAAUUUAUAACGAGGUGACUGCCAUGGGCAGCACCUUCUAUCCUGAAUAAACUAGAAAACAAUUAUUUCAAACUUGAAA